AGCUGAGGAACUCAGUGGAGCCUGCUCCAAACUUCUCAGCUGUUGACAGGCUUGACUUGCUGAGAACACUGGUUAAAUAUAGAACAAGCGAGCUGAGCUCAACAAAGUCAUUGCUGUAACACUGUGUGAAGAGAGCAGAAGAGGGGAAAUACAAUCUGAGAACUAAACUGCCAAAGCCUAACACCACCUAGCAACAGUAGAAAAAACUUCUAAACAAAAGUCUGAGUGAGACACAGACAGAGUAUACCUCCUACUUCUCCUGCCUGGGAUUUCUGCAAGAAGCAGCUCCGGUCUUCUGUUCUUUACUGUGUUUCUUUCAUUACUUCAGCUGCUGGUAGACCUAGAAAAGUGGGAGAAGUUUCUCUCUCUGUGUUCUCCUGGGCUGGAUCAGGCUACUACUGUGGUAAUACUGUGGGACAAGCUACUGCGAUCUUGCGGUGUAAAGGAUAUAUUCCGGAGUUUGUGCUGUGGACAGGGAGCAGCAGGGACUCCGGUCAGCCUCAGGUGGGAGCAGCAGAGUGAUGGCACAGGGACACCACCAUCCUCAACUCCCUCCUCCCCUGUCCGGACCUAGAUUCUAGCAAAGCCCCUGCUCUGGAAGCAUCCCUCAACACAGGUAGCCAUGAGAUCCCGAAACCAAGGUGGAGAAAGCUCGUCUAAUGGGCACUUCUCCAGUUCCAAGCCUGUCAUCAGCCAUGCGGAGAAUGAAAAACUUCAGGAGGAAGCCAAGAAAAAGAACAAACCUCAUCGGAAGGAAGAUGAGAUCAUGGUUUCAGCAACUGUCAAACGGCACUCAAAAUCACCUGGACCUACUGAACGAAAGAACAAAAAGUCCAUAGAAUUUUCUAAAGAGGACUUGAUAAAGCUCCUCAGUAUAAUGGAAGGAGAACUGCAGGCAAGGGAGGAUGUGAUCCACAUGCUGAAGACAGAGAAAACCAAACCUGAAGUUUUAGAAGCUCAUUAUGGGUCUGCAACUCCAGGAAAUGUGCUGCGAGUGCUACACAGGGAUGCCAUCCUUGCCCAAGAAAAGUCUAUAGGGGAAGAUGUCUACGAAAAACCAAUUUCAGAGCUUGACAGACUUGAAGAAAAGCAGAGAGAGACGUAUCGGCGCAUGCUGGAACAGCUCCUGUUGGCAGAAAAGUGCCAUCGCCGCACAGUUUAUGAGCUAGAAAAUGAGAAACAUAAACACACAGAUUACAUGAACAAAAGCGAUGACUUUACCAACCUCUUGGAACAGGAGCGGGAGAGGUUGAAGAAACUUCUUGAGCAGGAGAAGAUCUAUCAAGCCCGGAAGGAAAAAGAACAUACAAAGAGACUCAAUAAGCUAAGAGAAGAACUAGUCAAACUCAAAUCAUUUGCACUCAUGCUGGUGGAUGAAAGACAAAUGCAUAUUGAACAACUUGGGCAACAAAGCCAGAAAAUACAGGACUUAAAUCAAAAACUAAAGGAAGAAGAAGAAAGGCUUAAGAUUAUUAGUGCAAAAACAAAAGAAGAUGGGCAAAAACUGAUGAAGUUAGAGGCAGAACUUGAACACAAAACAUCAUCAUUUUCUCAAGAACAUGAGGAGAUGACUGCUAAACUGGCUAAUCAAGAGUCACAUAAUAGACAGUUAAGGCUUAAGCUAGUGGGAUUAACUCGCAGAAUAGAGGAGCUAGAAGAAACUAACAGAAAUCUUCAAAAAGCUGAAGAGGAACUUCAAGAACUAAGAGAUAAAAUAGCAAAAGGGGAAUGUGGGAACUCUAGCUUAAUGGCAGAAGUGGAAAACCUCCGGAAGCGUGUGCUUGAAAUGGAGGGGAAAGAUGAAGAGAUCACAAAAACUGAAUCCCAGUGUAAAGAGCUGAAAAAUAAGCUGCAAGAGGAAGAGCACCACAGCAAAGAGUUGAAACUUGAAGUAGAGAAACUGCAGAAAAGAAUGUCGGAACUAGAGAAGCUAGAAGAUGCUUUCAGUAAAAGCAAGUCUGAAUGCGCCCAGCUACACUUAAACUUGGAGAAAGAAAAGAAUUUGACAAAGGAUUUGAUAAAUGAGUUGGAUGUGGUGAAAACUCGAGUGAAAGACCUUGAGGCAUCAGAAAGCAAGUUGGAAAAGGCUGAAAUAAGCUUAAAAGAUGACCUUACAAAGCUGAAGUCAUUUACUGUAAUGUUGGUUGAUGAACGAAAAAAUAUGAUGGAAAAAAUAAAACAGGAGGAGAAGAAGGUUGAGGGUCUAAGCAAGAGUUUCAAAGUUGAACAAGGGAAAGUUAUGGAUGUAACAGAGAAACUGAUAGAGGAAAGUAAGAAAUUUUUGAAACUGAAAUCUGAAAUGGAGGAAAAAGUGUCUAGUUUGACAAAGGAAAGGGAUGAGUUAAUUGGCAAACUGAGAAGUGAAGAAGAAAAAUCCUCUGAACUAAGCUGUAGAGUUGACCUGUUAAAGAAAAGAAUUGAUGGUAUAGAGGAAGUAGAAAGAGAAAUUACAAGAGGUCGAGUCAGGAAAGGACCAGAGCAUGGUUGUCAUGAGGACAACAAGAUCAAAGAACUUACAGUUGAAAUUGAGAGACUGAAAAAACGCCUCAAACAAUUGGAAGUGGUUGAAGGAGAUUUGAUGAAGACAGAAGAUGAAUAUGAUCAGCUAGAGCAGAAAUUUAGGACUGAGCAGGAUAAAGCUAACUUUCUUUCUCAACAGCUCGAGGAGAUGAAGCUCCAGAUUGCCAAAACCAAAGCAAUAGAAAAAGGCGAAGCAGUGAGCCAGGAGGCAGAGCUGAGGCACAGGUUUCGUCUGGAAGAGGCUAAAAGCAGAGAUUUGAAAGCAGAAGUUCAAGCUCUUAAGGAAAAAAUCCAUGAGCUGAUGAACAAAGAAGACCAGCUUUCUCAGCUCCAAGUUGAUUAUUCGGUUCUGCAGCAAAGAUUUGUGGAAGAGGAAACUAAAAACAAGAGCAUGGGGCAGGAAGUUCUGAACUUAACGAGAGAGCUGGAGCUUUCCAAGCGUUACAGCCGUGCUUUGAGGCCCAGCAUAAAUGGACGAAGAAUGGUCGAUGUUCCUGUGACAUCCACUGGUGUGCAAACAGAUGCAGUAAGCAGUGAAGCAGCAGAAGAAGAAACUCCAGCAGUGUUUAUAAGGAAAUCCUUCCAGGAGGAGAACCACAUCAUGAGCAAUCUGCGACAAGUAGGUCUGAAAAAACCCAUGGAGCGUUCUUCCGUGCUUGAGAGAUAUCCUCCAGCAGCGAAUGAACUUGCAAUGAGGAAAUCUUGGAUACCGUGGAUGAGAAAGAGGGAAACUGGGGCUCAGGCAACUCCUGAUAAAGGAGCCCGAACCCACAGCAGUCCAGCGCAUCCUGGGGAGGUUGUCCUUUCACCAAAGCAGGGUCAACCUCUUCAUAUUCGGGUGACACCAGACCAUGAGAACAGCACAGCUACUUUGGAGAUAACCAGUCCAACCUCAGAGGAAUUUUUUUCAAGUACCACUGUCAUUCCUACUUUGGGAAAUCAGAAGCCACGAAUAACCAUCAUUCCCUCUCCCAACGUUAUGCCCCAAAAAGGGAAAGGCAGUGAAAGUCCCUUGGGCCCUGAUCGUUCUAUGUCUCCAGUCACUAUAACGACAUUCUCCAGGGAAAAGUCCCCAGAGGGAGGGAGACCACCCUUUGCUGACAGACCUGCGUCACCCAUUCAGAUUAUGACAGUAUCAACAUCUGCAGCACCGGCAGAAAUCUCUGUCUCUCCACAGUCACAAGAUAUGACCAUGGGAAGGGCUGUCUUCAAAGUAACACCAGAAAAACAAACUGUCCCGACUCCAAUCCGCAAGUACAAUGCCAAUGCCAACAUUAUUACAACAGAAGACAACAAAAUCCACAUCCACUUAGGUUCCCAGUUUAAACGUUCUCCCAGUGCUGCACCUGAUGGUGCCAGCCCUGUGAUAACAGUCAGACCAGUCAAUAUAGCAGCAGAGAAAGAAGUUGUGACCGGUACUGUCCUUCGAUCACCUCGGAACAACAUAUCCUCAAGACCUACAGCAAGCAAGGUGACAAGUACUAUCACUAUAACGCCUGUUACAACGUCUUCCACACGAGGAACACAGUCAGUGACAGGACUGGAUGGGUCAUCCCCGAGACCUACACCCACCCGCAUUCCUGUGUCAAAAGGUAUGAAAGCAGGAAAGCCAGUAGUGGCAGCCCCAGGAGCAGGAAAUGUGACAAAAUUCGAGCCUCGUGCCGAGACUCAGUCUAUGAAAAUAGAACUGAAGAAAUCUUCAGCCAGCAGCUCUGCGUCCCUAGGCGGGGGUCAGGGCUGAUGGCGGUGGCUCAGGGGAGAGUGUCAUCAUUCACCAGUUACGCAUGAACUCUAGAUGAGUUACCGCCCCCACUAUACGCUCUCUGUGUGCACUGCCCUCCUUGCCAGUUGGAUGGAUCACUGUAGGAGCUCUCUACCAUCAACACCAGGGUCACUUGUGCUACUGAUUAUUCAUGGAAAUACUUAUUCCUUCCGUUAAGAUUUUAUAUAUUUUUUCUUGGUAGAGCUUUAAGAAUGAAGGGCUUUGCUGACAUUUUGAAAGUAUAUAGUCAGAGAGAAGCAGUCUUUCUGCCAGCUGAAUUUCACUUUUAUUUGCAAAGCCUAACGUACGUGCUUGAUUUUGUUUGAUGUUUGCCAUAUAAUUUAUUUUUAUAAUACACUUUGUAAAGUAACUGUCCCAAAGUUGCAAUUCUUGUCAUCCAUGGCGCAUUUAUUUGUAGAAUACACUGUCAAAUUCGCUAUUGGAUAUUUUUGUAAUAGAUAAGAGUAUGUAAAGAAAGAAAAAUUUAACUUCAACAAUUGUUUGUGUUUAAGUGGAAAAAUAUUCAGCACAUUGUUUUGCCACCAUGAAAUUCUGUGAGACUAAAUACUAUGAAGACUGCUGUAUGGAAUUUGUACUGUUGCAGAAUAUUUCUUGCACUGUGUGAUGGGUUGGCUUAAAAUUAAGUAUUCAAGUCCAAUGCCUUGAAAUACAACCAGAUUUACUCAUUUUAAACAAUGUAAGCCAGUUUUUAAAGCUGUGAUUUUUUUCUAUAUAAUGUAUGUUUUUACUUCUGCCUGUACCAAAAACGUUGAUUUUCAUUACACUGUAACUAAUAAAUUUUCACAACUAUGCAAAUGUAAUCAAGUGUUUGAAUUUUAACUCUUAAUUUCUUAAGGUUGACAGUACUUGUAGAUGUGGUUUUUUACAGGGAGAGAAUCUAUGGCUCUGGAAGUUCCUUUUUGGAUCAGUAUUUCACUGUGGUAUCACCACGAUGUACAGAGUAAAACUGAUUCAGAUGCUGAGAUAUGGAGAGAAAUCCAUCGCCAAGCCCCUAAUAUCUUAACGUUUUCUAACCUUGUGCUUUCACUGCACUGGCAGAGAUGUCCAAUUGGUAUGAUCAGAAUACACAUCCCUGGACUCGUAGGAUUGUGUAAAUGAGAUGCCAUGCACUCUGCCAUACGCUGAAGGGCACAUUUUACAGUGGUGGCUGUAGCUUUUCAAAUAGCAUCCAGGGAGUCCUGUGGCAGAUCUACUUAAAAUGAUUUUUGAAUGAAUUAUAUAUAAAGCUGGAUACAACCCAGGCAAGGUCAUUUCUUCUUGUAUAUUUCACAAUGAGUUAUUUUUAAUCUAAGUCACUGGCACAUAUAUAAAAUACUGGAGAUUUUUUUAAUUGCAGAAGCUACUGGGAAAAACCACUUUUUGGGAGGGAAAAUGGUGUUGCUUGUAGGAGAUACACCAUGGGAUAUCAGAAAGAGAGCACUAACUCAGUGUCCCACAGAGAUGAGGAGGUCAAUUCAUCUUUGAAGCUGUAAUAAUGCACUGCUGUGUAGUCAAUUUGAACUUCAUGGUUUAGUUUGCUUGCUAGCAAUAGGAGAUUUUUUUUUUUUCCUUCUAGAUAUGAGUUCUGCAGCAAAUGCUGACAUUGUAGAGAGGCAGGAUAUUCUGGGACCUGUAUAAACUUUCUUGGAGUUGAUCUGCAUUGUAAAAUUUGCUAAUACAGUUAUGCUGAGUAAUCAAAAUAAAUGCUGCUUAUCCUUGCAAAAUAGUAAUUUUGUUGGUAUAAUUUAUGCUUCAGCUGUUAUGUGCAGUUUUUCAGUGGUUUGAGCUUUUUUUCUUUAAGGCAGACAAUGUAUGCUAAUAGCAUAGCUGUGUCUAUAGAUCAUACCUUACAGCGAGUCCAGCUUUCAUAGAGUAAUACAGCUGCGGCAAAUAAAGUUUAAUAUGUGCCACAUUUCAAUUUACUGCACAGUAGAAUAAACAUUGUAAUGACCCAGAUCUUCUAUUUUCCAAGCAUUACUUGCAAAUCAAAACCUAUCCAUGCUAAGAACUACGUUGAGCUCAUUUGGAAUGAAAUUGCUGGCUAUUUGAAAAUGACAAUGACAUGCCUGAAAUAAACUUCAGCUUUUAAAUGUGAGUAAGAUAUAAAUAAAACCUUAUUCUGAAAUUGAGUCUAAAUUUAAAAGGUCCCAAUCAACAUAGAAAAUAUUUUUCCUUGUCUAGAUUUUAAUAACAAGCUGAUUCAGUAGGAGUGUAUGUGUAAGUUGUCCCUUUUUGGUUUACGAUUCCUAAACAAAUAGAUAAAUAUUUACGGUUUUGCAAAUAUAUUACAUUU
This is a messenger RNA of Cuculus canorus (common cuckoo), 6575 nucleotides long. RefSeq names its product filamin A interacting protein 1 (gene FILIP1). Bases 623 to 4261 code for a protein of 1212 amino acids. The transcript has 8 exons. NCBI's taxonomy places the organism in Eukaryota, Metazoa, Chordata, Aves, Cuculiformes, Cuculidae. The record is from RefSeq and is a predicted model, not a curated record.